Molecule: messenger RNA, 950 nt
Organism: Parastagonospora nodorum SN15
Lineage: Eukaryota; Fungi; Ascomycota; Dothideomycetes; Pleosporales; Phaeosphaeriaceae
Exons: 3
Coding region: 102-689 (195 amino acids)
Biological process (GO): iron-sulfur cluster assembly; intracellular iron ion homeostasis
Cellular component (GO): mitochondrial matrix; cytoplasm
Molecular function (GO): 2 iron, 2 sulfur cluster binding; ferrous iron binding
Source: RefSeq, a predicted model, not a curated record
CCUGUCACCUACACCACCUCACCCACAUCCACCAAUUCCAACGAAUUACUGCAACCGCACCACAACACACAGCUAAAUUCCACACACACAUCUAAAUCAACAUGUUCAGGAGAGUCGCAGCCGCAGUGCCCUCGCAGGCCGGAAGAGUGCUUUCCACAGUCGCCAGGCCGAACAUCGCAUCGCCUAUCCGCACCGCAGCACCCACACUGGCAUCUGCAGGAAGGCGGCAAUACCAUGAGAAAGUGCUCGACCACUACAACAGCCCGCGCAACGUGGGCUCCAUGUCCAAAGCCGACAACGACGUCGGUACAGGCCUCGUCGGUGCCCCGGCGUGCGGCGACGUCAUGAAGCUCCAGAUCCGCGUCGAUCCCAACAGCAACACCAUCAGCGACGUCAAAUUCAAGACGUUUGGCUGCGGUAGUGCGAUUGCGAGCUCGAGCUAUUUGACCGAGUUGGUCCGCGGAAUGACGCUGGAGGAUGCCGCGAGGAUCAAGAACACCGAGAUUGCGAAGGAGCUUUGCUUGCCGCCUGUCAAGUUGCAUUGCUCCAUGCUUGCGGAGGAUGCGAUCAAAUCCGCCAUCUCGAAUUACUACACCAAGAACCCCAACGCACGCGCAACGGAUCUCGGCGGCAAGUCUGCGCCGCUGCCAAAGGUUGAGGUCGAGACUGUGUCGAGCGCGUCAGCAUAGAGAAUGACUGGGGAUGUAAAUUGAUGACAUGAGGAAUAAAAGAGACGACGAUUUGAGGAUUAGACGAGGCUUUAUCUGAUAUCAGCAACGGUAUAGUCUGUCGCUUCUUCUCAGUAUUUCCAGACGUUGUGCUUGCAGGCGUUUGAGCGGGGUUUUUGAUGCUGGGUUGCAGAAGGCAUGAGGUAGGAGACCAGACUGUCUACAGAUACCAAAACGUACCUACCUAGCAACAAAAUCGAAACAAAAUCAAAACAAUCAAGU